Molecule: messenger RNA, 852 nt
Organism: Caenorhabditis remanei
Lineage: Eukaryota; Metazoa; Nematoda; Chromadorea; Rhabditida; Rhabditidae
Exons: 6
Coding region: 1-852 (283 amino acids)
Source: RefSeq, a predicted model, not a curated record
AUGACCUAUUUGAAGAAAACAGAAUUCCGAACAGUUCAAAGUAUGAAAACUGUAUCGAAGAGAGUUCAACAGUUCAUCACAGUUUAUCAAAAGUAUAUGAUGCCGAUCCCGAUUCGCCAAUUGUUCAUUACACCUGAAAAAGUAAGCUUCACUCUAUCUCACUCAAAUGAAAUCAAUACAAUCAAUCACGAAGACAUUGAGAAUUUCCUUCGUGGUGCAAAAGUGGAAUUGCUUUGGCUGGAAAUGAUUGGAAGUGAAUUAGAACCAAUUGAGUUUCUUCAAUCAAUCUUGAAAAAGACAAAUUUCAGUCAGAUUGCUUGUCUGAAACUUGGAAGUUCAAAAAUGGAGUGUGACGUGGCAAAGUUAACCGAUUUAAUGAAAUCUUUAAGUUGUACAGAACUAGUCGUUGACUGGAGAUUCCGUGUUCCUGAGAAUUUCUUCAAUGAAUUAUCUAUUAACAAACUCACUGGUUUGACCAUUGGAAAUCAAGAAUCUCCAAACUUCUACCAACCUUUUAAAGGCGAGAAUUUCAGAAAAUUCAGAGGAGACUGGAUGGAACUCGGAGCAAAUCAACUGAGAACAUCUGAUUUCUCUACUCUUUUCAAGAGCUGGAAAAAAGGCGAAAUACACUGGAUUUCGCUUUACAAUAUUGUGAUUAGUUUUCCCGUAGCUGAACUGCUAGUCUUGAUGAAAAAUGAAACAUGUCAAAAGUCACCAACGAGAUGGAUAAUUUCUCGAGAUUCUGAUGAAACUAAAGAUGAAUUGGAAAUUUGUUUCUUACAGAGUACCAACUUCUCGAAACAUCCAUCUGUUGUAAUUAGACAAUUCAAAGUCUCUGAAAUUUUGUGGUAG